Messenger RNA from Oryza brachyantha (malo sina), 968 nucleotides. RefSeq lists its product as uncharacterized. Lineage: Eukaryota; Viridiplantae; Streptophyta; Magnoliopsida; Poales; Poaceae. The transcript has a single exon. The record is from RefSeq and is a predicted model, not a curated record. The coding region runs from base 68 to 628 and encodes 186 amino acids.
CUCGCGGUUCGCGGCAGCUCACUCGUCAGAACCAAAGGCACACACACUCAUCUCUUCAGUCGUCAGCAUGGGGAACUUCGCGUCGUGCACGAUGGCAAGGGUGCCGGGGGCGGCGAGGGGGGCGAAGGUGGUGCUGCCGGACGGCGCGGUGAGGGUGGUCAGGGUGCCGGCGAAGGCGGCGGAGCUGAUGCUCGAGGCGCCGGGGCACUUCCUCGCGGACGCGCGCGCGCUGCGGGCGGGGCGCAGGGUCGCGGCGCUCGGCGCCGACGAGGACCUCGAGCUGGGCGGUCUGUACGCCGCGUUCCCCAUGAAGCGCCUGGGCGCGCCCGCCGCGCCGGCCGACCUGGCCCGCCUGGCGGCCGCGGUCUCCAGGGAGGCCGCCGCGCGGAGGUCGUCCGCUUCGGCCAAGGUGGCGGCCGUGGUGGCGCCGCACGACGCCUCCGUCGCGGUUGUGUCGGCAGCGGACGACGGCGCCCGGCCGAAGUUGGACGAGAUGCCCGUGGGCGACGCGGCGGCUGAGGCGGAGAUCGGCGAGCUCAAGCAGCGGAUCAGCGGCGGCCGCCGGUCGAGGCGGCCGACGUUGGAGACCAUACACGAGGAGUGCUACGCGCCAGCAGCGAGAUGCUAGUGAUACUAGUAGUAAUUAGCGAAGUAACAAAGUGAGAUGGCAAAGGCCAUUUCUCGUAAUAUUUUUUCUUUGUUUUGAACCCUAUGUAAAAUAUUUCUUUCUUUGGAGCCACCUCUUUUUUCAUGUUUUUUUGAGAGAGGAAAGGGGAGUAUAAGUUGAAAGAAUAGCAUGGUGGCUCAUGGGUAACUUGGCAACUUGUUGAUCAGAAAAACACACUAAUUCUCUCUUGUAUUGCCCGUGAUCCUAUUGGUACACGAGACAAGUGGCUCAGCUGCUUCAGUUAGUGCACACGCCUGAACACUAGUUAGUUCUGGAGGAGUACAUGAGAGUAAAUCAUUGA